Messenger RNA from Bursaphelenchus xylophilus (pine wood nematode), 4078 nucleotides. The record is from the annotation of a GenBank genome assembly. NCBI's taxonomy places the organism in Eukaryota, Metazoa, Nematoda, Chromadorea, Rhabditida, Aphelenchoididae.
AUGAGAUUGCAAAAUAUAAGGAGUAUCGGAGAAGAAUCUCAGACCAUCGACUUCAUCAAGCCUUUGACAAUCAUCCAAGGUCCGAAUGGAACGGGGAAAACAGUAGGAAAAGGAGUUACUUUGACCUUCUUUAGACUGCCGUCGAGGCUCUGAAUUUCGUCACAAGUGGGACUUUACCUCCGGGUAAAUUGCCUGGUUUCGUACACAGUCAGAGAGUAAGUGCCGACAUACUUGCGUAACCUUGCGUAUUUAGCUGUCAAAGAAGAAGAAGGUGGAUGCCUUAGUUCAAUUGGAGUUUGUCAAUUUCCAUGGCGUUUGUACGGCGACUAAAAGAAUGACAGGAUCUUUAGGGCCGAAAACAAAUAAGAUCACCACCAAGUCAGAAGAGUUUACUUUGGCAGUUAGAAAGCCUAAUGGAGAGGUUGGCAUGGUAUCCUCUAAGGUUGCUGAUUUUAACAGAGAAGUAAGUUGUUAUAGUUUUAUAUGUAAUUGAAUCUUAGAUGUUGAAUCAUUUUGGAGUCACCGCUGCCGUCUUGAAUUAUGUCAUAUUUUGUCAUCAAGAAGAAUCAACUUGGCCCUUGAGCGAGCCGAAAGAAUUGAAAUUGCGCUUUGAUGCUAUUUUUGAAGUUUCGAAAUAUGUGAAAGCAAUGGAAGGGCUUAAGGAUACCAUCAAGGAGUUGGUAUGCCGAGGUUAUGUUGCAUGUAACCGAAGUUUAUUUUCAGCAAGCCGAAUUGUUGGUUGUAACCACGGAAAUUCCAUACCUUGACCAGGCGAAUAAGGAUCGGGCCCAAUUAGUUUUGAGUAGAGAAGAGACCAACAAUCAACUUACUAGAUUUCGAAAGGAUAUCAAGGACGACUCCAAGGAACUGAGGGAAGUGGAAGACGAAUUAAAGAAGAAUCGGAAGGACACUGAGGAAGUGACAAAGAUGGAGAAUCAAGCAGGUAUUAGCAUUGUUUUUAGACAUUUCAACAACGAUGUUCUUCAGCUCUCAUAUCCAAUGAGAUAAAAAAUGUCCAAGAAUCUCUACAAGGCCUCAAGGUUGAUCCUUUCCCGGGCACAAAAGAAGAGUUGCAGUGCAGAAUAGAUCAGGUUUGUGUUUUAGAUGUUGUAUUAGGUAUCUGGAUUCCUAGUCCUUGCGAUCUAGUCAAAUGACGGAUAUAACAGCGAAGCGAGAAAAGACCAAGGAAACUGAACUCAGAUUGUAUGCAGACUUGGCAUUGUUUAAUUCAGAAGCGGAACAAAUCCAGGCUGCCUUAAAUACGGCUGAAGCAAAUGAAAUGGUACGGAUUGUAAUGAUUGUUCCACAUUUGUCGUUUUAGAUGUUAAACAAUUAUAAAACAGAAUGCGAUGACUUGGUCAAACAAGGACAAGAAAAAUAUGGUAUCCAAGGUAAGGUUUUUAUUUCCGAUACGGUUAUUGCUUAGGAGAUGGCGCCCAUUUCAUCGCUUUCUUCACUAGCACUUUGAAGUCCUUAGAGUCAGACCUGAAGAACCUCGACAAUCUAAGAAGCGGUGAUCGUCAACAAGAUGGUUUGGAUUUGAAUGAGGCCAGGAGGUUGUCCCAUGAAAAUCAAAUCAUGCAUACUGUGAAGAGCAGAGAAGAAGACAAUCUCAUCAUUUCUGUGCAAAAAACGGAGAAAAGUCUUAAGGAAGUGACCGAAAAGUAAGAAAGAAUUCAGUUUAUUGUUAAUAUUCUUUUAGAUUAGACCAACUCUAUUCGAACAAGAAUCAUUUAAAGGUCAGGUUGAACAAGAUGAUUCAAAGAGAACGGGUUGAUCUUGCACUUGUCUCGAAUCAGCUGAGUGGUCUUCAGAAUGAGGCCAAUGUUCUCACAGAUCUCUCUUCUCAUGAGAUUAAUAUUGAUGAUCUGAUUGACGGGGUUGAGGGGCUCAGUGUGGAUCACGAACAGGCUUUUGAGAAACUCUCGGUCAGAUUCUUGGCUAACAGGUUACGGUAAGACGUCUAUUGGUUCGUUUGCAAAGUCGCUGAAGUGAGUUCGGCAACAUGCACUGUGCAAAAAAUUCAAGGUAUGAGCUGUUCCAAAAAAAAAAACCAUUUGCACGAUGAAAAAAAGUACAAAAUUACAAAGGUGCAUGUCGCAUAAAUCAUUCUGCGACUUUGCGAACGGGCUCGUAUAAUAAUAAUUUUAUGAUGGAGUCUAGGAAGAACGUAAAUUUAUCCGAGAAAAGAGAUGGAGUAGAAGAAUUGAAGAGAGUGCAGACGGAAGUGGUGGACCUCAAGAAGGAACUGAAUGAAUUGGAAGGAACGGAAGUCAUCUACAGAAAAUGGGCGGCGUCCCUCGAUGAAACGGGCGAUUGUCCGCUUUGUGAAAAGAAAUGCAACGAGAAAGAUGGUCACAAAAUGAAGGACAAGGUAAGAAUGGCAAGGGUUAUAUACUGGUUUGUAGUUAAGCGUUGUGAAUUUGAAUGAAGAAAUAAUGAAAAUCAAAAGCAAACUGGCUGAAGCACAGAAGAAGGAGAUGAAUUUGAUCUUCCAUCAGAGAGUCAGAUAUGUGAAUGAUGAGAUUAAAAUGGUCAGAGAGAAGAUCGAAAAGGAAAGUGAAGUCUCCAGAAUGGAAGCUGACUUAAAUAGACAGGUAGGAAGACGGUUAAAGUUACAGGAAUCCGAAAAAUUCAGAUUGAGAAUGUUGAAAAAAUCAUUUUCCAAACUGAAGGAAGUAAGUCCAAGUUUGAAGCUGACCUGGCCGAGAAGAAGAGCGCCUUGGCCAGUGUUCAAGUCGAACUUGAGCAGAUUCGGGGGCGAAGAGAACAACUAAAGGCCAAUUUGGAGAAGUGUAAGAAGAAAGUGGAAGAUACGGAAGUCAGAAAUAGAACCGAAAGAAACGAAUUAUCAUCUCAGAUCACGGAAAGGAAAAGUUUCUUGGAUUCUCUCACCCGCAUACAUCAGAAAUUGGCAAAUCAACGGAAUCUGAGUGUAAAUAAAGAGGAAUCGGAAAGAAGAAAGAUAGAGUUAAAUGAGAAGAUUGAAGCCACGAGAAGAGAAAUCAACAAUUGCACUAUCACUUUAGCUAACUGUGAUAACGAAGAAAGCCAACACAGAAUUCUGGAAUUGCAAAUGAGAAUAAUGAAUGGUCAGGAAAAGAUUGUUGGACUUAAAGCUCAAUUGGCAUCAUUGGGAAUCAAACAAAAACCAAGUCUUCAAGAGUUGAAUGAAAAGGUAAAGAUACAAAAUAAGGGUAAUGACUGGUUUAGGCCACGUCUUUAAACAAGAGGGCGUUGAUCUUAAGAAAUCAAAUAAGCCAAAAAGAGGGAGGAUUAAGCGAGUUACAAAAGAAGUUGAAGGAAAUUGAUAUUAAAUUGAAACAGGACUCCAUGGUUAACGCAAAGGUCAAAUUACAUGAGAGGGUUAUCGAAAAAAUGGUCCUUCAAGCUGGAAUUGAGGACAUCAACAAGUUCAGGAAUGUCCUGGAUGAGAGUAUCAUCGCAUUCCAUCAUGGGAAGAUGGAGGAAAUCAAUGCGAUCCUCUUCGAUCUUUGGCCAAAGGUUUACCAAGGGACUGAUGUGGAAACUAUUCGUAUCAAGUGAGUGGACGUUACGUGUUUUAUUCUUCCAAUAGAUUUUAUUGUAUUUAUGUAUAUGUAGAUCACAACCGGCAUCCGGAACGGAUAAACGAAAGAGUUAUGAUUAUUCGGUGGUCAUGGUGGUGGAACAAGAAGAAAUCGAAAUGAGAGGACGUUGCAGCGCCGGCCAGAAGGUAAGAUCUCCUGAUUUAACAGUAAAUCUUCGUAUAUAGAUGCUUGCUUCAAUUCUGAUUCGCAUUGCGUUGGCUGACGUUUUUGGUAUGAACUGCCCUAUUCUUACUCUGGAUGAACCAACCACAAAUCUGGAUUCGUCAAAAAUUGAGAAUAUGGGAUCCAUGCUUAAGGAUCUGCUGGACGUCUUUAAUUCGGGCGACAAUUUCACUUGCCGUUCUGAUUUGCAACUCAUUGUCAUCACCCAUGAUGACCGGCUUGUUCAAUAUCUUGUGCAGACUUGUCGUCCCGAUUUCAUUCAAGUGUUGAGUAAAGACGAGCUUGGGAUGACCCAUAUCUCAAAGAAGACUUCUUUGGAUUCAUAG